Molecule: messenger RNA, 405 nt
Organism: Parnassius apollo (apollo)
Lineage: Eukaryota; Metazoa; Arthropoda; Insecta; Lepidoptera; Papilionidae
Source: the annotation of a GenBank genome assembly
AUGGUAUCAUGUGCAGUGAGCAAUUGUGACGUGACAAGAAGAAAUAACCCAAAUAACUACACAUUUCACAGAUUACCUUCUCGACCUGCACUACGUGACAAAUGGAUACGCAUUAUAAAUAGGCCUAAUUGGACUCCGAGCAAAAAUUCAACUGUUUGCAGUGAACAUUUCGAUGAAAAAUGUUUUAUACAAAGAACCCGUCAACGUGUAUUAUUGAAAGAUUCAGUACCCACUCUGUUUGUUACUAUUAAACUGAAACAAAGAAGAUCAGUUUCUUCAUACGUCAAUAGAGAUAUUACCCUUCCAAGAGAAGAACUGACCCAACUUCACCUACACCUGGGCCUUCCUCAAGUCAAGUACUUACACCGAGAGAAAAAAAACUCAUUGAUAAGAAUAUGCGAUUAA